AUGUUUUUGAAGGCGGGUAAAGGGAAAAAAAUAACAACAGCGAGCGUAGAUGGGCUCGGCUGUGUCGUUAUGGAGCCCCCUUUGAGCAAGAGGAACCCGACACUGAGAUUAGCGGAUUUGGCAGCGGCUCAGCCCCAUCCUCACCAGAACAUGACAGGCUUCCCGGGGCUGGGGAACCACCACGUCCACCCCCACCACGCGGCCCACCUCCACCCCGGGGACGCGGGCGGCGACCCCGGCGGCGCCCUCACGCCGCUCGGACCCGAGCACAUGGCGCAGCCCGCCGCCCUCAAGCUCACGCCCGAGGCGCUCACCGCCGCCGCCUUCGCCUCGCCCGCCGCCACCACCACCGCCGCCGCCGCCGCCGCCGCCACCGCCGCCGCCGCCGGAGCCCGCCCCGCCCGAGCCCGAGGAGGAGAUUCUGGGGCGGCGGGCCGGGACUUUCUCCUGCGGCGGGAGCUGCCCGCCGCCGCCGCCGUGCACGGGGCGCUGGGCGAGCAGCACCCGCCCGCCGGCUCCCCCCACCUUCCGCACCCGCCACCGCACGGCGUCUUCAUCUCGGCCGCCGGCACCUACGGCGCGACCGACGGGGCGCACGCCGCCUUCCCGCCGCCGCCGCCCGGCGAGCAGGGCGCGCCCGCCGGCCGCCACCCGCCGCUCAACGGGCAGAUGCGUCUGGGGCUGGCGGCCGCCGCCGGGGAGCUCUACGGGCGCUCCGAGGCGCACUACGGGGCCGCCGCCGCCGCCUCCUCCUCCUCCUCCUCCUCCUCGGCGUUGCAAGGCUACGGCUCCGUCAACCUCAACCUGGCGGCGGCGGGCCACGGGCACCCGCACCACCCCCAUCCCCACCACCACCACCAUCACCACCCCCACCACCAUGCCCACGUCGGGGCCGCGGCGGCGGCGGCGGCGGCUGGGGCCUUCCUGCGAUACAUGCGACAGCCCAUCAAGCAAGAGCUGAUCUGCAAGUGGAUCGACCGGGAGCCGCCUCCUCCACCUCCUCCGCCGCCACCGGGCGGUAGGAAGCCUUGCUCCAAAACUUUCAGCACGAUGCAGGAGCUGGUGAGCCAUGUCACCGUGGAGCACGUCGGUGGGCCCGAGCAGAGCAGCCACGUGUGCUACUGGGAGGAGUGUCCCCGUGAAGGCAAGCCCUUCAAAGCGAAAUACAAACUCAUCAACCACAUCCGAGUACACACGGGAGAGAAACCCUUCCCUUGCCCCUUCCCCGGCUGCGGGAAGGUCUUCGCUCGCUCCGAAAACCUCAAGAUCCACAAGCGGACUCAUACAGGGGAGAAGCCCUUCAAGUGCGAGUUCGACGGCUGCGAGAGGAAGUUCGCCAACAGCAGCGACCGCAAGAAGCAUUCCCACGUCCACACCUCGGACAAGCCCUACUACUGCAAGAUCCGCGGCUGCGACAAGUCCUACACGCACCCCAGCUCCCUGCGGAAGCACAUGAAGAUCCACUGCAAGUCCCCGCCGCCCUCCCCGCCGCCGGGCUCCCAGGGCUACGCGGCGGCGGGGCCCCCCGACGGCCCGCUGCCCCCCGAGGCCGAGCCGGCCGCCGAGCCGCCCCGCGGCCGCCGGGCCGCGCUCUCCCCGCCGGUCACCAACCUCAGCGAGUGGUACGUCUGCCAGGCCGGGGGGGCUCCCCGCCGGCCCCGCACCCCCUCCAGCCGCGACACCUCCCCGGCAUCCGAGGAGGAUGAGCCCCACAGGACCUCGGGAGGCAGAACUGCUCCCUAG
Messenger RNA from Onychostruthus taczanowskii (white-rumped snowfinch), 1743 nucleotides. RefSeq names its product Zic family member 5 (gene ZIC5). Gene Ontology annotation, molecular function: RNA polymerase II cis-regulatory region sequence-specific DNA binding; DNA-binding transcription factor activity, RNA polymerase II-specific. Gene Ontology annotation, biological process: central nervous system development; regulation of transcription by RNA polymerase II. The coding region runs from base 1 to 1743 and encodes 580 amino acids. The record is from RefSeq and is a predicted model, not a curated record. Gene Ontology annotation, cellular component: nucleus. NCBI's taxonomy places the organism in Eukaryota, Metazoa, Chordata, Aves, Passeriformes, Passeridae. The transcript is spliced from 3 exons.